AUUUGUACACAUGUUUUAAAAAUUUAUCAAUGAUUUUGUACAUAGUUGUAAUAGCACUUAUGAUUAUUCUAUUCUUGUUAAUUAAAUUUUUUGAUGAUAUACAUAGAAAGCACCCUAAAACGAUUGGAUUUUUCCACCCUUAUGCAAAUGAUGGUGGUGGUGGAGAAAGAGUAUUAUGGUAUGCCAUAAAUUCACUACAAAAAAAAUAUCCGGAUUAUAAAUGCAUUGUAUACACUGGAGAUCGGGAAUCAUCUUUUUAUAUUUUGGAUAAAGUUCAAAAAAAUUUUGGUAUCAACAUUGAUGCAAAAAAUAUUCAUUUUGUGUUUUUAAAACUCAGGCCUUUGAUUGAAUCAAAAUAUUACCCAUUUUUUACUCUUCUAGGUCAAAGUUUAGGAUCAUUAAUAUUAGGAAUUGAAGCACGACUUAAAUAUUGUCCAACUAUAUUAAUUGAUACUGCAGGGUUUUCAUAUGCUUUACCAACUUUUAAGUAUAUGGGCUCUGAUUAUAUUGGAUGUUAUGUUCAUUAUCCUACAAUAAGUAAUGAUAUGAUUAAAAAAGUGCAACAUAAGGAAAUUCAAUACAACAAUUCUGCCUUUAUUUCCAAAUAUCAUAUUGUAAGUGUAACAAAAUUAUAUUAUUACAAAUUAUUUGCUAAAUUAUAUGGAAUUAUGGGUAGAAAUGCAGAUUUUAUUUUUGUAAAUUCAUCUUGGACAAAUGACCAUAUUCUAAAUCUUUGGAACAAACAAAAUAAAACAUAUAUACUAUAUCCACCAUGUGAUACUAAAACAUUUAGCCAAUUAAAUAAUACCAGUGAAAAUUGGGUUUUAAAUGACACAGAAAUAAAUAUUGUUUCAAUAGGUCAAUUCAGACCUGAAAAGGAUCAUGUUAAGCAAUUAAAAUCAUUUAAACUCUUGCUCAAAAGGAUAGAAUCGGCAAAAAUACAUCAAAAAUAUACAAUAAGAUUAUCUCUCGUAGGCAGUGCUAGGCAUAAAGAGGACAUUAGUAGAAUUGAAAAGCUUAAAGAAUUGUGCUCAUCAUUGAACAUAACUCAAAAUGUUGAUUUUAAAAUAAAUCUAAAUUUUGAUGAUCUCAAGCUUAAUCUCUCAAAGGCCCUUAUUGGAAUUCACACAAUGUGGAAUGAACAUUUUGGAAUAGGCAUUGUUGAAUGUAUGGCCGCUGGAUUGAUCAUGAUUGCCAACAAUUCCGGGGGUCCUAAGUUGGAUAUUAUGAAGCCAUUUAAAGGUAACCCCGUAGGGUUUUUGGCUGACACCGAAGAAACUUACGCCGAUACCAUGUUCGAUAUCAUAAAUAUGUCAGCGGAAGAACGGAAUUACAUCAGGCACAAUGCUAGAGAAGCGGUUGGUGCAAAAUUUUCUAAUGAAAUUUUCGAAAAACAUUUUCUACAAAUAAUUUCGCCCUAUAUAGAAACAAGAAUUAAUAAAGCUUUGUAAAUCAAAUGUAUACAAAUUCCUUGCUUUUUUCUAUCUUAUGUAUUAUUAUAUAAUAGGGAUGAAUAAUAAUAAAUAUCUAUU
Messenger RNA from Gordionus sp. m RMFG-2023, 1532 nucleotides. Its product is annotated as GDP-Man:Man(3)GlcNAc(2)-PP-Dol alpha-1,2-mannosyltransferase-like. Bases 30 to 1451 code for a protein of 473 amino acids. NCBI's taxonomy places the organism in Eukaryota, Metazoa, Nematomorpha, Gordioida, Chordodea, Parachordodidae. Gene Ontology annotation, biological process: protein N-linked glycosylation. Gene Ontology annotation, cellular component: endoplasmic reticulum membrane. Gene Ontology annotation, molecular function: GDP-Man:Man(3)GlcNAc(2)-PP-Dol alpha-1,2-mannosyltransferase activity. The transcript has 6 exons. The record is from RefSeq and is a predicted model, not a curated record.